AUGGCCACUGCUGAAUUACUCUCUAACAUUUACAACAACAACAUUCACAAAGCAAUAAGUGAACAAUCAUACACUGAAAACAUUGAAGCGUUGUAUAAAGCUUUGGAUGGUGUUGACAUUAAUACCAAAUUUGACCCUGAAAAACACAUCAUUUUUAAAAAAGAAGAUGUUGAAAAAACAAAAAGAUUUACAAUGAAAGAAUUUGGUUUAGAAAAUGAAAAACAAAUUUCUGCUAUUGGUGCAAGUGCCCCAUUUCCUUUAUUUUCAAAAGAAGCCGUUGAUAUCAUGAGAGCUGAAAUCUUACGUAAGGAUGUCUUUUUGCAAUUUGCAAGAAUCUCUCCUACUUCAAGUUCUGGUCUAGACGGUAGCGUUAGAGGUUUUGCGAGAGAAAGCUGUCCCUUUACCUAUGAAGCUUGGAAACAUCCAAAGUCAAUUGAAGCCGUUUCUUCAAUGGCUGGUGUUCCUUUAAAAAUUGUCAUGGAUUAUGAAGUCGCUCAUACUAAUGUUGCAAUGAAAAAUCCUGAUGACGCUGAACAAGAGACUAUCGCUCACAAUAGAGAAUUGAUAAACAAAGGUGAAUUCUUCGGUAAAGAACAAAUGAUUCCUUCAAUUGUUGGCUGGCACUAUGAUUCAUACCCAUUUGUCGCCGUUCUAAUGUUGUCUGAUACAAAAAAAAUGAUUGGUGGCGAAACCAUCAUCAAAUUAGGUAAUGGCAAAGUUGUUUCAGUAGAGGGUCCUCAAUUGGGCUACUGCACUGUUUUACAAGGAAGAUUAGUUGAGCAUAUUGCUCCAAAACCUUUAGGCUAUACUGAAAGAUUAACAGCCGUCUCUUCUUAUGUCGCAGCAGAUCCAUUGAAACACGAAGAAUCCGUUUUACAUACAGUUAAACCUGAAGUUUUAUUUGGUUCUAGAUAUACCGAUUUCUACACCGAAUGGAUUGAUUAUAGAAUGAAAUUAAUUGAAGAAAGAGCCAAAUAUUUAAGAGAAAAAGUUCUUAACGAUCAACAAAAUGGAAAAUUAUUUGAAAAGGAAAAGAUUAUGAAAUUUGUUGAAGAUUUAGAAAAUUAUGUUGGCAGAACUUGGAAAGAGAUGGUUGUUAGUGAUGAAGAAUACGCUAAAGCAAAAUAG
This is a messenger RNA of Ascoidea rubescens DSM 1968, 1128 nucleotides long. RefSeq lists its product as uncharacterized. The record is from RefSeq and is a predicted model, not a curated record. The coding region runs from base 1 to 1128 and encodes 375 amino acids. The transcript has a single exon. NCBI's taxonomy places the organism in Eukaryota, Fungi, Ascomycota, Saccharomycetes, Ascoideales, Ascoideaceae.